Molecule: messenger RNA, 2282 nt
Organism: Bombyx mandarina (wild silkworm)
Lineage: Eukaryota; Metazoa; Arthropoda; Insecta; Lepidoptera; Bombycidae
Product: sodium-dependent nutrient amino acid transporter 1
Biological process (GO): amino acid transport; sodium ion transmembrane transport; nitrogen compound transport
Cellular component (GO): plasma membrane
Molecular function (GO): glycine:sodium symporter activity
Source: RefSeq, a predicted model, not a curated record
AACGCAUGCGCGCGAUCGUCUCUUAUUUAUCUUUUUUACAAUAUUAUUUCGCGGUUUCUCGAAAUAUAGAUAAUUAAAAUUUAUAUGGCAGUUGUGACACGACCGUGCGGUGACUUCGGUUGGAUACGUAACAGCGCCUGCAGGAAGGGCACAUCGCGAAAUGGCUGGAAUGUAAGAUCAGCGUGUGACUUCGUCAAGACACAAAUAUGUACUGUGGCCCUUUCACUGACGCUCUUCAACUGCGCGCGUCUACCGAAAGAGGCAUUCAAGUAUGGCGCUGUUCCGUACCUGGUGGUCUACACAUUCUGGCUUCUGGCCGUUGGGCUGCCAACGACUUUGCUGGAGCUCGCCAUGGGACAGCUUAGUCAGCAAGAUCCGGUGGGAGUUUGGAGAGCUGUUCCUAUAUUAAGAGGUGUGGGUCAUCUAAAAGUUUUGACUUCGUAUAUAUGCUGUGUUUAUUACAUGAUGUACGUAGCUUUGGCCCUGGCCUUCCUCGUUUGGAUAGGGAAAGGCACUUUUCCGCUGAGAGACUGUACUAGGCUUCAAAUGACGCCGAACGGAUACGAAAACAAAAUGAACGCAUCUGAAUGUUUCAAAUCAACAUUCUUGUCACCUUUCACGGACUAUCCACAAUAUUUGGGAAUCAUGGCGAUACUUAUCUUCAUUUUAUGGUUUUUCUUGCCUAUACUAUUAUACCGUCUUCGAAAAACGCUUAAAGUAGCUAUGACUGUGUUAGUGCCAUCUGUCGUACUAUUUGCUGCAUUGCUAGCUACGUUUCUGGCCAAGAGUGACGUGUUGAAUGCCAUGUUCGAAUCUUGCGAGCAAUGGACGCCGUUAUCAGAGCCGUACAUUUGGCAUAGCGCUUUAGUGCAGGCGUUGCUGUCCACGCACAUAUCUGGAGGCUACCUAAUCAGUUCCGGGGGAACAAUUUAUAGGCAUUCGGAUGUGCGAUGGACGUCAGCAUGCGUUAUCAUGACCAGUAUAUUCUCGGGUUGGCUUUGGGUGCUUCUCUGGGAGUCGAUCGGUGCAGAAAGCAAGAAGAACACUGAUUUUGUAUCAAUCCUCGUGUUAGUUUAUCAGUCUUCUAUAUCAGAGAGGAGAUCGAAGCAGUGGCCUUUGUUGGCUUAUGGAGUUAUAUUCUUAUCUGGUAUCAUCACUAUGGUUACCCUCCUGUUUCCUGUCUUCGACAAACUGCAUCGUCUCACCGGUGACCACUGGAGGUUGUUCGCCAGUGCGUCCUCGGCUGUCGGUACAGCUUUCACCGUGGCAGUGUUGGCCCGAGGUCUCGAAGUCGCCACGAUGCUGGACGAUUUGGUCAUUCCGCUGCUAACAACAUUCACCACGGCCGUUGAAGUUGUCGGAUUUGUUUUUAUUUAUGGUUGGUGCUACCUCACGAUUGACAUAGAGUUUCUCACUGGCAUGAAACUACCCUGUUUCUGGAUAGCGACGUGGUGGUGUACGCCUAUCCUAGUGCUGGGUACCACUGGCUGGUGGCUCCGAGCUCUGCUCCGAGCCACUUGGGGCCAGGAGGAGACGCUGUGGCCUCUGGUCGGAGCUUUCGCAGGGAUUCUCAUAGUUAUGAUCGUCAUCGCCGCCGUGGCCGUGGCUAAAGAAGAACAAUUCAAUUUAACUUCGAAAAUAUCGUCGGCCUUCAAGUCGUCGCGGCUGUGGGGUCCCGAGGAGCCGAUAGCGCGGUACGUUUGGAUGUCGCAGCGUUACCUCAACGACACGCUCAGCAGCACCAAUGAAGUCAGCUACGAACGGCCCGACAGCGACGCCGCCCACAACAAAUACAAAGAAAACUGGCUUAGCCACAAAGAUAAAUACCAAAAAGAAUACGAUUAUUACUCGAGGAUCGUCGCGACGAAAACUCCAAGCAAGGCCUCCAAAGAGACAUACCCAGCGCACACUAUCCCAAGAAGCGAAACGAAGGUUCCAGAAGAGAAGUUUCGGUCGCCCAACAUAUGCAUCGCUGAGGCCCAAAUCGGAGGCCCCACGAAUUGCAACUGCAACAGACAUUUCAAACUAAACGUACCUAAAGAUCUAAGGAACAAUGAAGUUACGACGAGCUUAUGAACAACGAACGCGACCUAGUCCUGUAAUAUUAAUUUAUUUAUCUAAUUUAUAUGUACACGUGCAAUAUAGAAUAACGUUGUAGGCCAUUGAACAUAAGAAGACAUCGAUAUUAAUACAAACAAAUGUUAAUAGAUUGCAUUCAUCGAACAAGUAUAGUUUAAUGUACAAAACGAAGUUAAUGAUAAUAAAAACUUUAAUUAAUCUAA